AUGAAGGUCACGGUGAUGACCGGCGACGAGCAGAUCCUCACCCUCGACGUCGACCCCGACGAAUCCGUGGAAAAUCUCAAGGCGCUUCUCGAGGUGGAGACUCGAGUACCGUUGCAGCAGCAGCUGCUUCACUUCAAUGGGAAGGAAAUACAGAACGCAGAGAAGCUCAGCGCCAUUGGGGUCCGGGAUGGCGACCUUGUCAUGAUGCUUCCCACCAGUGAAAGGUCAUCUCAGGAUAAUUUAAGGAUAAAUCCUGCUGAUGGGACUGCUGUGAACCCUCAAGCUUUUCAACAACAUAUUCGAGGUGAUUCACAUCUUAUGGCACAGCUCCUUCAGAAUGAUCCUCAACUAGCACAAGCUAUUCUUGGAGAUGACACCAAUGAGCUACAGAAUAUCCUGCGGUCUCGCCACCAACAGAAAACGGAACUGAAACGUAAACAAGAAGAAGAGCUUGCUUUAUUGUAUGCUGAUCCUUUUGAUGUCGAAGCUCAGAAGAAAAUUGAAGCUGCAAUCCGGCAGAAAGGCAUAGAUGAAAAUUGGGAGGCUGCAUUAGAGCACAAUCCUGAAUCAUUUGCCCGAGUGGUAAUGCUAUAUGUGGAUAUGGAGGUCAAUGGUGUACCUUUGAAGGCUUUUGUUGACAGCGGGGCGCAAUCGACUAUCAUAUCAAAAAGUUGCGCUGAACGUUGUGGGUUGCUGAGGCUUCUUGAUCAGCGGUUCCGAGGGGUUGCUGUUGGAGUUGGUCAAUCAGAGAUACUGGGAAGAAUACAUGUAGCCCCAAUAAAGAUUGGGCAUCAAUUCUAUCAUUGUUCUUUCACCGUAUUGGAUGCCCCGAAUAUGGAAUUCCUAUUCGGGCUUGAUAUGCUGCGAAAACAUCAGUGCAUGAUUGACCUAAAGGACAAUGUUCUCAGAGUGGGAGGUGGUGAGGUUUCAGUGCCCUUCUUACAAGAGAAAGACAUCCCUGCACACAUACAUGAUGAAGAGAAAUUGUCUAAGUUAGCAUCUCUCGGCCAAGCAACUGGAGAAUCAUCAAGGGCGCGUCAGGGUACUCCCAAUGCGCCGCAACAAACCCCUCCUUCAGGAGCUCCAGUUGCAAACCCUCCACAGGGAGGAGAUUUUGAAGCGAAAGUCACGAAGCUUGUGGAGCUUGGUUUUGACAGGGCAUCUGUAAUACAAGCGCUCAAGCUGUUCAACGGGAAUGAGGAGCAAGCUGCUGCAUUCUUGUUUGGUGGUUAG
Messenger RNA from Miscanthus lutarioriparius, 1233 nucleotides. Lineage: Eukaryota; Viridiplantae; Streptophyta; Magnoliopsida; Poales; Poaceae. The record is from the annotation of a GenBank genome assembly.